Molecule: messenger RNA, 2422 nt
Organism: Prosopis cineraria
Lineage: Eukaryota; Viridiplantae; Streptophyta; Magnoliopsida; Fabales; Fabaceae
Product: pyruvate kinase isozyme A, chloroplastic
Exons: 6
Coding region: 217-1998 (593 amino acids)
Biological process (GO): glycolytic process
Cellular component (GO): chloroplast stroma; cytoplasm
Molecular function (GO): potassium ion binding; pyruvate kinase activity; magnesium ion binding
Source: RefSeq, a predicted model, not a curated record
UUCCAAACGGGCGUCCCUUGUCUUAAUGCCUUCACUAUUCCCUAACAAAGGCGACAUCUUCGAAGCUUAAUCUCACUUCUCUUACAGUUUCUCCUUCUUCGUUAUCUCCGCCCCCCUCAUCGUUGUUUCUUAUACUUUCCUACUUCAAAGGCCUUAACUUCACCAAUUGGCAUUCAAAAUCUUAACUUGCUUGUCUCUGUCCCUCUUCCUAGCGCCAUGUCUCAGUCCCUUCACCUCUUCAUUUCACCGUCUACUCGGACCCUGAAUUGCAGUGCAUUCCCCAACAACACUUUCCAUUCAAUUUCGAAACUUUCGUUGCCCAGGAACUUGAAUUCUCGGUUUCUGGUGACCUUCGCCUCGAAUCUGUCCAUUCGGGCCUCGUCGGGUUCGGAUCUCGAUCCUUCGUUGUUGUCUUCCCAGGCGUUGUUGUCUGACAAUGGAGCUGGUGCUGGGCUUGUGGUCACUCCGUCUCAGGGGUUGGUCUCCGAUUUGAGCUCGAUUGAGGUUGAUGCGGUGACCGAGACUGAGCUUAAGGAGAAUGGGUUCCGCAGCACGAGGCGGACCAAACUUAUCUGCACUAUUGGACCGGCGACGUGUGGGUUCGAGCAGCUUGAGGCGCUGGCAGUGGGAGGGAUGAAUGUGGCGCGAAUCAACAUGUGUCAUGGUACGCUGGAGUGGCAUAAAAUGGUGAUCGACCGCGUGCGCAGGCUCAACGAGGAGAAGGGUUUUGCUGUGGCUAUAAUGAUGGACACAGAGGGUAGUGAAAUCCAUAUGGGCGAUCUUGGUGGUGCUUCUUCAGCCAAAGCAGAGGAUGGUGAAGUUUGGACUUUCAGUGUUAGAGCCUUUGAUUCAACUCUUCCGGAACACACCAUCAAUGUAAACUAUGAUGGUUUUGCUGAAGAUGUCAGAGUUGGUGAUGAACUCCUAGUAGAUGGAGGAAUGGUUAGGUUUGAUGUGAUUGAAAAGAUUGGUCCAGAUGUUAAGUGUCGUUGUACUGAUCCUGGAUUGAUGCUGCCAAGGGCCAAUCUGACGUUUUGGAGAAAUGGGAGUCUAGUCCGAGAGAGGAAUGCUAUGCUUCCUACAAUUUCUUCAAAGGAUUGGUUGGACAUUGAUUUUGGUAUUGCUGAAGGUGUUGAUUUCAUUGCUAUAUCGUUUGUCAAGUCUGCUGAAGUUAUUAAACAUCUUAAAAGUUAUAUUGCUGCGCGAUCUCGUGAUAGUGAUAUUGCUGUCAUUGCCAAGAUAGAAAGCAUUGACUCGUUGAGGAACUUGGAGGAGAUCAUUCAUGCAUCAGAUGGGGCUAUGGUGGCAAGAGGAGAUUUGGGCGCACAGAUACCUUUAGAACAGGUUCCAUCAGCCCAGCAGAGAAUUGUUCAACUUUGCAGGCAGCUGAAUAAGCCAGUCAUCGUUGCCUCUCAGCUACUUGAGUCCAUGAUUGAAUACCCUCUACCUACGAGAGCUGAAGUAGCUGAUGUUUCAGAAGCAGUUAGGCAGAGAGCGGAUGCUUUAAUGCUUUCUGGAGAAUCAGCCAUGGGCCAAUACCCUGAGAAGGCCCUAAGUGUUUUAAGGAGUGUUAGUUUGAGGAUCGAGAGGUGGUGGAGGGAACAAAAACGUCAUGAAGUUAUGACACUUCCAUCAAUUGGGAAUUCUUUUUCAGAAAAAAUAUCUGAAGAGAUCUGCAUUUCUGCUGCUAAAAUGGCCAAUAAUUUAGAAGUAGAUGCACUUUUUGUCUACACAAAGACAGGGCACAUGGCAUCUCUGCUGUCACGUUGCCGUCCAGACUGCCCAAUCUUUGCUUUUACUUCCACUUCAUCGGUACGGAGGCGUCUGAACCUCCAGUGGGGCCUCAUACCCUUUCGCCUUAGCUUUUCCGAUGAUAUGGACAGCAACCUCAAUAAAACCUUCUCAUUGCUCAAGGCCAGAAAUUUGAUCAAAUCUGGUGACCUUGUCAUUGCUGUCUCUGAUAUGUUGCAGUCCAUACAAGUAGUGAAUGUUCCCUGAGAAGCAUGUUUCAUUUCUGCUGCAAGCAUGGCCUUAGCUGUUCUGAAUUACUUUUUGUCUAAAUAGCCCUUGGUUCAAAAUUUGCAUGCUGGUAUUGUGCUACAAUGGAGUUGAAAAGAGACUAAUCAGGAGAUAAACUAUUUUCAUGUUACAACUUUUGUGCCAUGAGAGUUGCAACUAAAAUUGUGUGGUACUCUUUACCCACAGAGUUCUUUAUUGCUUGGCAAAUUUCAUCCUUGAGGGUCAGAUGUAGUUUCUGCUUUUGCUUGCAAUCUAGCUUCUGUAUUUUUCAUUUCGUUAGGGUGAGUUCUUUUGCUUGCAAUCUAGCUUCUGUAUUUUGUUUUCUUGUAUUGCUAGCUUGUGUUAAAUAAGCUUUUUGUAUUCCAAUAAAAGAUUCUCUAGUGUUUUAGUUAAACAUGCUCAA